Messenger RNA from Prorocentrum cordatum, 1158 nucleotides. Lineage: Eukaryota; Dinophyceae; Prorocentrales; Prorocentraceae. The record is from the annotation of a GenBank genome assembly.
GUACAUCUCCGCGGCCGUGCCCCGCCUCUCGGGCGCCUGGGCGCCGGAGGGGCCGCUGGUCUACCGCGACCAGACGAAGCCCGUGCGCGUGCCGGGGGCGCCCGCGCCCACGCACGACUCCCCACGGCGGAGGCCUUCCGGCGGCUCCGCGAGGGGGGGCAGGCGGUGUACUACUCCAGGUCCCUGGCGGGCUUCGCCGCGCAGCGCUGCGACUUCGAGGCGCUGGCGGGGGACGUGGACGCGCGGCCCUUCGAGCUCUCGGACAACCGGCGCGAUCCCAACUGGACGAGGGAGGAGUGGACCCAGGUAUGGCUGCACGGGGGUGCCACGACGAACGCGCACUACGACGUCGCCGACAAUUUCUUCGUGCAGGUCCGGGGCACGCGCACCUUUCGCCUGGCUGGCCCGUCGGCGCCGCUCCGCGUCUACCCCUUCGUCCACGAGCACCACCGCCAGGUGCUCCCUGGCGAGUUCGAGCCCGAGGAGGCGGUGGAGCUGAGUCCUGGUGACGUAUUGUUUCUGCCGGCCUUCUACUCAAGGGGUCUCCUCGCCCCCGGGCGACGUCUCCAUCGCCGUCUCCGUGUUCAACAACUGCCGCGCGUGCGACGCGGCGGCGCUCCUGCGCGCCGUGGCCCUGCCGGAGAGCGUGCGGCGGGCCGAGGGCACGGAGGAGGGGCUCCGACGGCGCGUGCGGGCUGUGGCGGAGGUGGUCGUCGCCACGCUGAAGGAGCUGGGCCUGGGGGCGAAGGCCUUCCUGCAGCAGAUGUGCGCCCUCCGCUUCUCGCACCUGGGCGGCUACGACAGCGCGCGGUGCCCGCGCCGGACCCCGCCGAGCGCGGCCCUGCUGGCGGAGGCGGAGGCGACGGCGCACGGACUGUCCGAGGUGGUCGCGGCGCUGGAGGCCUCGAGCGCCCGCAGCGGCGCCCCCGCGGGGUACACCGCGGGCGUGACCCGCGUGCUGGUCUCGAACUACGUCGAGGACCUGGCCGCCGGCGCAGUGGGGCCUCAGCGCUCGGCGCUGUUUCUGCAGUGCUUGGCCGAGACGUCGGCGUAGGGGAGGCGGCGGUGGCACCCGACACACCUCGAAGCUCCCCGCGCUGCCCCCCCCCAGCUCCAGGUGGAAGACGACGAGGAAAACGAGGAGCAGGACAAGCAUGA